AUGCCCGGUGUUCGAGCGGCCUCACGCCGCGUUCCGGCUUUGCAGGCCUCCGAGGCAAGCUCCUCGUCGGGCAGCAGCAGCAGCAGCUCCUCAUCACCUAUGACGCCAGAGGCACAUCUGCUCACCCAUGUCAACAACGUCCGCAAGUGCUGCGACAUGUCGCUUUUCUACAAGAACCUCCAGGAGCAGGGCAUCGACUUUAUCGCAGAUAGCCUCUUGCACGCCAACGACAUCUUCGCCAAAUAUGCCACCAGCUCGCGCAACGUCGCAUCGCCUUCCAAGCUCGCCGGUGAGCUGCUCAAAUCGCCGACUCGCACCCGCACACGUUCCCGCGAUGCAGCAAGCGCCAUGGGUCGCACUCGUGGUGCAGCAGUCUCCCACGGCGAUCCUUUCAUCGAUGCGGUAGACGUCUUUGACAAGGAAAACGCGCCCGUCCCAACGCGCUCCUCGCGCUCCCGCACUGCUUCCACGCUCGAACCUCAAAAGGGCAAGCGAAAAGCCGCGGUCAAGGCUGGCAAAGCCAUCGCAGAAGAUGCACCACAGCUGCCCGUCGCUCGAUCCACCCGCAAGGUACUCGGCGAUCUCAACGUGCAGAAGCACGAGACUGAUUAUCCCGCACAGACCGCCAAAGCUACCAGAAACGCUGUCGUCAAAGUCACUUCCUCCGAGGACGACAGCAUGGCAGUCGACACGUCCUUGCAUCAAGUGACACCGCUCGAUGAAACUGCGCCCAGGGCUUCCACUCCACCCGCACUCGCCUCGCCACCAAAGCCUCAGCCUGCCCAAUCUUCGAAACGCGCGAGCCAGCCGCAGGUCAUCGAGUUGAUCCCAAUCAUCGAUUCGGAUGAGGACGAUUCGGAUGACGAACAACAAGCUCUCGAGGCAACGUCUGCUUCCAAGAGCAAGCCUGCCGCAUCCAACGAGAAGCAUGCCGAUCCAUCCGUCACGAGCACCGUCGUCUCGCAGCUUUCCAGCAUCGAUUCGACCACCGUCUCGUCGCUGUCCGACUCGAACGAUACCAUGCGCUCCACUGACGACAGGAGCAAGGAGCACGACAGCACCCUCUCGGGGCGUCAUAUCGACCCGAAGCUUGACAGCGCCCGUCAGGCCGCAUCUCUAUUCGUCUCCAAGCUUCAGCAACAAAAGGACGCCAACGCCGACAAGCCCGCCAAGCGCACCCUGGCUUCCUACGGCGCAAAGAAGAGUCUGUCUUCUGCCACGCACAACGCACGCCCCAGCAACCCUACCCUCACCCUUCACUCGGCCUCCACCCCGGCCGGUCCAGGAUUCCGCUCGAGCUUCCUCAACAAGAGUCUGCGAAAGCAGAUCGCUGAUCAGGAGGCCCUCGAGGACAGCGACGAGUCCGACUCGGACUCGGACGCAGACGCAGACAGCCAUCCCCUCGUAGCCGGCUCCGCAUCAGCCGCCAUCUCCAAGAAGACGGCUGCCAACACACGCGCCAAUGCCGGCGAUGCCACCACCAAGAUGGCUGCCUUGCCCGCCAGUGGUAACGCGGCCAGCAAGAAGCGCAAGAGCGACGAGGCUCUUCCGCCUGCCAGCGAAGCCCCGCUAGGCUCGUCAGCUCCGCCCGCAAAGAUAUCAAAGUUGGGUUCAGCCAUGCAGGCGGCCAAAGCACAGUCGUCUGCCCCGAUUGCCGCCGCCAAGAAGCCAGCCGCAGUUGGCCCUGCGUCAAAGCUCGAGCAAUUCCGCAACAAUCUGGCACACGUGGCGCGGAGCACGGGUAGCGGUACGAACGCAAGCUCUACCUCGCAGCCCAUUCCUCCUGCUAAGCCGGCGCCAUCUGCUCCUGUCCAAGCGGUUGUGUCGUCACACGCAGAUGAUCGUAGUGAGACGCUGACGGCAGGUUCCGACUCGAGCUCGGAAGUCACGGAGAAGAUUGCUAACCGUAGCGACGGAUCGACCAUCAAGGCAUCCGCCAUUCCACGUUCGCCGACCCGCUCUCCUUCUCGUACCGCCACAGCUUCGCCGGUAAGGCUUCCCCCUCGCACGGGCAGUGUCCGCAAGUCUCCUCGCAAAUUGGCCGAGCAGUCAAAAGCCAGCCAGAUAGACUCUGCACGCAGCGCUUCGCCCGGUCCCAAGUCCAAGGAUGAUGCGAGCGACAAACUUGCUUCCUCGUCUGGUCUGCCGACUCCCCGAAGCCCAACAACGCAGCCGCGUAGCCUUGCCGCCCUCUUUGGCAGCCCGAAGCAGAGCACCAAACUUCCAUCGCUCUCGAGCACCGCUGGCGGCAGCACCACCCCAGCCCACUCGCCUCCCAAGAACUGGCACGGUAGCCGUCUGCCCUUCGCUCAACCCUUUGCCACCCAGCAAGCAGCGCUGCGCGAGAAGGAUAAGUCGCUGCCUCAGACCCCGAUCGAGCAAAAGGCCGAACCCGUCGCCUCCGAGGCUACUGACGGCCGUCGUGUUGCCUCGGCAGCGUCGAUCAUCCUCUCGACGUCCAAGGCCGAUCUCGACAGCCAGUUCUUCGAUGCUCGGGAGACUACACCGGAGCCUGUAGAGGUCCCAGCGGCUCCCGCCACGGCAAGGACGUCCAAGGACGCGACUUCGACCGCCACUGUCAAUGUGGCUAGCAAGGCUGAGUUGAAGGUGGCGACCGCUCUUGCCAGCACGACGGCGCCUCAGACAGCGACCAAAGCGUCGGGCAUCGUCAAAGCCUCGGCGCUGUCGCCCAAAAAGGUGGCCGCAAAGGCGCUGGCCAAAUCGGGGCCAACCUCACCAACCAAGGCGAGUGCGCUUCGUGCUGCAGCCAACGUUGCAUCGCCAUCCAAGGCCAAGGCCCAGUCGACCACACGUACAGCGGCGCAAUCGGGCGUACCAGCCCCCUCGACUUCUCCGUCCAGAACUUGGGGCAUCGGCGAAAAGAUCAAGGGCUUCCUCGGUCUGCAUGCCUCUACCACGACCAAUCCUGCCACGUCGGUGGCGCAGACCAAAAUCUCGGCUUCCGGCACCUUCCAGCCCAGACCAAACGGCAUCCCCGCAAGCACCUCCAGCGCGACGGUCACAGAGUCAAAGACAACAUCCGCUCCUGUCGCCGCAGCCCCUGCCAUCCCUGGUGCGCUGCUUGCCAGCCCGACGCCGUCAUCGAAGGUGCCGCAGGUGCAGUCGACUCCGUCGGGCGCAGCUGCUUCCGGAACGGCCAACGGCAAACUCUCUAGUAUCGCCCGGGCCGAAUUGCUGCGCAAGAAGCAGGCAGAAGAGGAAGAACGCAAAGCCAAGGAGAAGGAAGAGCGCCGACGAAUGCUGUUGGCCAAGAAGGAGGAGCGUGCCAAAGCGAUGGCCGAGGAAGAGCUCGAGAAAGAGAACCGCAAGCGUACGCGCGAUCAGAACGAACGCCCUGGACGCGUCGGUCAAGCAGGUGUGGGCAACGAAGAUGCCAGUAUCGCGUCGUCGAGUGGAGCCCCGGCAGCCAUCCCCGCCGCGCUCCUCGGUGGCAUUGUGCUUGGAGGCGGCUCGACUGCUCCCAGCAGCCUGCACAGCGGGUCGACGAGUUCGCGAACCAGCGCCGUCAGCACCAUCAGCAGCGGACCGCCUACCCGACCAUCUAGCGCGCUCAACGGCAGCUACGCAGGCGUCAAGAGCCGCUACAUGCAGACCACGGUCCAGCAGGCGCAGCAACCUUCUCAGGAUGAGAGCAACAAGAAGCGCCGCGUCACCAAUGACCGGGACGGUGCCUCUGUAGGUGCUCCUCUCCUAGUCAAACCCAACCCGCAGCCUGUGGCAGGUGCUCGUCCGGGCGUCUCGGCGGCCACCUCGCAGAUCGGCGCACCCAAGAUGGUGCGCACCGUCAGCCAAUCUUCGAUUCGAGCCGGCACGGCGACGCAAGUACCCGCGCAACAGCAGCAGCAGCAGCAGCAACGCGCACAGCCGCAGCCGGCACCACAGCAGAUCAAGUUGGCGAUGAAGCCAACCGGUGCUGCAGCUGCAGCCUUUGGCGCGGCGCCGCGUAUUCCCGGUGCGGGCGCAAUGGCUGGAAAUGGUGCGGCUAUGGCCUCGAUGAUGGCGGCCGGCUCCAAGGCACCGCUUGCGGCUGCAGCGAGUCAGCCACCGGUCAAGCCCAUGGCGAAUGCCAACUUUUCCACUGCGAACCCUUUCCAGCAGGCCAAGCAGCAACAGCUGCAGAUGCAGAUGCAAAAGCAAAAGCAGAUGCAGAUGUUGCAGCAGCAGCAGCAGGCGCAAGCGCACGCCGCAGCAAGUGCCUCGCAGGCGCACGCGGCGGCGAUGCGGGAAGACGAGCUUCACCGUGCGGCGCACCAGCAAUUCCAGAUGCAGAACGCAGCUGGAGGACGCGCGGAGGAGUGGGACGACCAUGCGGGCCAGGCCGACGCAGACGAAGCUCUGCCGGACAUCGCGUCCGAGUAUUCGGACUCGGAAGACGAGGAGACGAUCCAGAAGCGUGCGGCGAUGCCGCUGUGGACGCAGGGCGAUGCGUUGGACGCGGCGCUGCUGGCGCAGUCGACGGUGGAUGCCGACGAGAUCUUUGGAAUCCCCCAGGGCCCUGUGGAGCUGGAAAAGAUCUUGCCCGGCGAGCGCACGGCGAACCGUAUCCGGCGCCCGCGCACGUCGUCGGCCAACUGGUCUGGUCCGGACGGCCUGGCUCAGUGGGAGAUCGACCGAUACAACAAGCGCAUGGGCAUCAAGGGCAAUGGUGUGCAGCUCGCCAACCGCGACGGCAGCCACCAUGCGCCGCCGCCUCCUGCGCACCUGCGCAUGUCGAUGGCGCAUCGCCAGUCGUCGGCCGCGUCGUCGUCGGCCGCAACCAAGAAGGACGAUCCGCGGGCGAAGUCUUGA
Messenger RNA from Moesziomyces antarcticus, 4809 nucleotides. RefSeq lists its product as uncharacterized. The transcript is spliced from 2 exons. The record is from RefSeq and is a predicted model, not a curated record. NCBI's taxonomy places the organism in Eukaryota, Fungi, Basidiomycota, Ustilaginomycetes, Ustilaginales, Ustilaginaceae. The coding region runs from base 1 to 4809 and encodes 1602 amino acids.